CGUUCCGCGGGCGGGAGUUCGGCGCGGCCUUUUCCUCUCGACAGCGGCUGAUGAGAAGAAGAAGAAGCAGCGGCGCACCGCGGGAACUGCUCGUCUUCGGUAUUAGGCGUGGACGCGACUCUGACUCGACUCUCCCGACCCCCGUCUCCCGUCAGGAUGGAGCUGAUCACAAUCCUCGAGAAAACCGUGUCUCCAGAUCGGAAUGAGCUGGAGGCGGCGCAGAAGUUUCUGGAGCAGGCGGCCAUCGAGAACCUGCCGACGUUCCUGGUGGAGCUGUCCAAGGUGUUGGCAAACCCCGGAAACACACAGGUGGCACGAGUCGCUGCUGGCCUGCAGGUCAAGAACUCGUUGACCUCUAAGGAUCCGGACGUCAAGACACAGCACCAGCAGAGAUGGCUGGCCAUCGACGCCAGCGCCCGCCGGGAGAUCAAGAACUACGUCCUGCAGACUCUGGGGACAGAGACGUACCGGCCCAGCUCGGCCUCUCAGUGUGUGGCUGGCAUCGCCUGCGCAGAGAUCCCCGUCAACCAGUGGCCCGAGCUCAUCCCUCAGCUGGUGGCCAACGUCACAGACCCCAGCAGCACCGAGCACAUGAAGGAGUCGACGCUGGAGGCCAUCGGAUACAUCUGCCAGGACAUUGACCCUGAGCACCUACAGGACAACGCCAACCAGAUCCUGACGGCCAUCAUCCAGGGCAUGAGGAAGGAGGAGCCCAGCAACAACGUCAAGCUCGCCGCCACCAACGCCCUCCUCAACUCGCUGGAGUUCACCAAAGCCAACUUUGAUAAGGAGACGGAGAGACACUUCAUCAUGCAGGUCGUGUGUGAAGCCACGCAGUGUCCAGACACCAGGGUGCGAGUGGCUGCGCUGCAGAACCUGGUGAAGAUCAUGUCCUUGUAUUACCAGUACAUGGAGACGUACAUGGGCCCUGCGCUGUUUGCUAUCACAAUAGAGGCCAUGAAGAGCGACAUCGAUGAGGUGGCCUUGCAGGGAAUCGAAUUCUGGUCAAACGUCUGUGACGAGGAGAUGGACCUGGCCAUCGAAGCCACUGAGGCCUCUGAGCAGGGCCGUCCUCCCGAGCACACCAGCAAGUUCUACGCUAAAGGAGCUCUGCAGUACCUGGUGCCCAUCCUCACACAAACGCUCACCAAACAGGACGAGAACGACGACGAUGAUGACUGGAACCCGUGCAAGGCUGCGGGCGUGUGUCUGAUGCUGCUGGCCACGUGCUGCGAGGACGAUGUGGUGCCUCACGUACUGCCCUUCAUCAAAGAGCACAUCAAGCAUCCGGACUGGCGCUACCGUGACGCCUCCGUCAUGGCUUUCGGCUCCAUCCUGGAGGGCCCCGAGCUCAACCAGCUCAAGCCACUGGUCAUCCAGGCCAUGCCCACCCUCAUCGAGCUGAUGAAGGACCCCAGCGUGGUGGUGAGGGACACCACGGCCUGGACGCUAGGACGCAUCUGUGAUCUGCUGCCCGAGGCCGCCAUCAAUGAGGUGUACCUGGCCCCACUCCUGCAGUGCCUGAUCGAGGGUCUCGGGGCCGAACCCCGCGUGGCCUCCAAUGUCUGCUGGGCUUUCUCCAGUUUGGCUGAAGCGGCGUAUGAAGCCACAGACGCUGCAGAUGAUCAGGAAGAGCCCAGCACAUACUGCCUGUCCUCCUCCUUCGAGCUCAUUGUCCAGAAACUGCUGGAGACAACAGACAGGCCAGAUGGGCAUCAGAAUAACCUGCGCAGUGCGGCGUACGAGGCUUUGAUGGAGAUCGUGAAGAACAGCGCGAAGGACUGUUACCCGGCGGUGCAGAAGACCACGCUGGUCAUCAUGGAGCGACUGCAGCAGGUCCUGCAGAUGGAGUCUCACAUCCAGAGCACCUCAGACAGGAUCCAGUUCAACGAUCUGCAGUCCCUGUUGUGUGCCACCCUACAGAAUGUUCUGAGGAAGGUUCAGCAUCAGGACGCUCUGCAGAUCUCAGACGUGGUGAUGGCGUCUCUGCUGCGCAUGUUUCAGAGCACAGCGGGCUCGGGGGGCGUUCAGGAGGACGCUCUGAUGGCCGUCAGCACGCUGGUGGAAGUUUUGGGCAGUGACUUCUUGAAAUACAUGGAGGCCUUCAAGCCUUUCCUGGUUAUCGGACUGAAGAACUACGCGGAGUAUCAGGUGUGUCUGGCUGCGGUGGGGCUGGUGUGUGAUCUUUGCCGAGCGCUGAUGGCCAACAUCUUGCCUUACUGUGAUGAAAUCAUGCAGCUGCUGCUGGAAAACCUGGGCAACGAGAAUGUGCACCGGUCUGUGAAACCCCAGAUCCUGUCUGUGUUUGGGGAUAUUGCUCUGGCCAUCGGUGGUGAAUUCAAGAAGUACUUGGACAUUGUGCUGGACACUCUGCAGCAGGCCUCGCAGGCACAGGUGGACAAGACGGACUAUGAUAUGGUGGACUAUCUGAACGAGCUGCGAGAGGGCUGUCUGGAGGCCUACACAGGCAUCAUCCAGGGCUUGAAGGGAGACCAGGAGAAUGUGCACCCUGACGUCAUGCUGGUCCAGCCUCGUGUGGAGUUCAUCUUGUCCUUCAUUCACCACAUCGCUGAAGAUGAGGACCGCUCCGACGGAGUCGUGGCCAAUGCUGUCGGACUCAUAGGUGACCUGUGUACAACUUUUGGCAAAGAUGUGAUGAAGCUGGUGGAGGUUCGACCUCAGAUCAACGAUUUGCUGUCUGAAGGCCGGAGGUCCAAGACCAGCAAGACCAAGACCUUGGCCACAUGGGCCACAAAAGAGCUCCGCAAGCUGAAGAGCCAAGCUUGAUUACCGGCCGUGGAAAUUCCACCAAGAAUAAUGGAAAUCAAACCCACUGAGGUUUCUUCUGUCUUUUACACAUAGACGUGGAAGCAGAAGUGACGUGUGCGCUGAGAUGAGUGUCUGAGAAUGAGUGAGAAAGAGUGAGAGAGAGAGAGACAUCACACCACCUUCAGAGUUCAAUUCCAGCAGCUGCCAGCAGAGAAACUCAGCGGCCCACCACCUUCACCUCAUCAGCCCUCUUCUCCACGUGUCUCUGACCCCUCCAAUAAAUGAUUCCACAUCAUCCACCUCUCUAGUGCAUCCUGUUAGUACGCCUGUCUGCGUUUGAGACGUCUGUGGGCUCGUGUCAGACUCUACCCUGCAGAUGUCCUCUCUUACACAACCCAUUAGUCAGAAGAUACGAGCGAGAAGGAAGUGACGCUGCUGGAGUUUCUAAAGGCGUGACUGGAGUGUGAGUGUGUGAAUGAACGGAGGGGCUCGCUGUUUCCACGUCCCCUCUUACUAUUUCAACCAAUAAUAAAUAAACAUGAUAAAUAUCUUGUUUGCAAAUUCAGUGAGAUGCACUUAUGUAAACAUAGGAGAGCGGCAAGUAGUCAGGGAUGGGCAGCACUCGGAUGAACUGGCGACGAGCGUUCAUCCUGCUUUCUCAAAGUCAAUUGCUGCGCUAUAUUUUUUUUCUCCCCCUCCUUUUUAAAAAAAACAAAAAAAACCUAGAAUUAAAAAUGAAUGGUUCUGUUGUUAGUAUGCUGGUAUGGAUGGUGCAGAUACGCAGAGCUUUGGCCUGCCCUGGGAAGGGAAGACUAGCCACUUGAGGUGCGACUUCUAGCAGAGCAAUCCAUGUUCAAGGGGUAUAGGAAUUAGACACUUCCUCUUUUAUUCUCCUUCAUUUAUUUUGCAGGAAAAUGAGUGCCAAAUCCAUGCGGAUACCAAUGGACUGGAGCUUAAUGUGUUACCACGUAGAAGAUGCGAAAUAAACAUGUCAACGAUGUCACAAUCUGAUUUGCAUUGAUGUGCUUUGGUUGUAUUUUUUUUUUUUUUUUUUUUUUCUUGCGGCACUUAAUUGGAGUCAUUCACCAAGCUUUUUAAAAAAAAAAAAAUGAAUGAACAGAAUCAGACGUUUGUAUGAGGUUAUAUUUUUCCAUUGAUAUGAAAAUAAAAUAAAAUUGAACCUU
Molecule: messenger RNA, 3953 nt
Organism: Puntigrus tetrazona (Sumatra barb)
Lineage: Eukaryota; Metazoa; Chordata; Actinopteri; Cypriniformes; Cyprinidae
Gene: kpnb1
Product: karyopherin (importin) beta 1
Exons: 22
Coding region: 157-2787 (876 amino acids)
Biological process (GO): protein import into nucleus
Cellular component (GO): nucleus; cytoplasm
Molecular function (GO): nuclear import signal receptor activity; small GTPase binding
Source: RefSeq, a predicted model, not a curated record